CUUCGAAACAUUUUAUAAAAAGCUAUCUACUCUAGCCUCCCUACUGAGUCCCCAUUAGUGUCACCCAAUUCCAUAUAAUUAUACUUCACCAUGCUUACGCUGACCGUUCCCGAGAACUACGGCGCCGUCAUCGCCGUCGCCCUGGGCGCCAUUCCCGUCCUAGGCUUCAUCCAUGGCGGUAUCGUGACGCGUCUUCGUAAGGGGGCUGAAGUCCCAUACCCUCACUGCUAUGCGACCGUGGAGCAAUGCAAGGCCAAUCCCAAAGCUGAACAGUUCAACUGCGCACAGCGCGCUCAUGCCAACUUCCUUGAAAACUCCAGCCAAACCAUGCUCUUCAUCCUGGCCGCUGGACUGAAGUACCCACAGUUGGCGACUGGACUGGGAAGCUUGUGGGUUCUCGGUCGUUCCCUGUUCCUCUACGGAUACGUGUACUCCGGCAAGCCCCGGGGUCGCGGACGUAUCUACGGCAGCUUCUACUUGUUCGUACAGGGGGCUCUUUGGGCCUUGACGUCGUUUGGGGUUGCGAAGGAGCUGAUUUCCUACUGAGUCGGGGUUUGCUCGUCACUUGCUGUCUGAUUGGCAGCGUUGGUCAUACCAACACUUAAUCACCUCUCCUGUAUAACACUAUUUAUGUCAUGUAAUAUUGGCGGCCGCUAGGGCUUGAAAAUGACAAUGGCUUGUUACACAAUCUG
This is a messenger RNA of Aspergillus ibericus CBS 121593, 692 nucleotides long. RefSeq names its product MAPEG family protein. Lineage: Eukaryota; Fungi; Ascomycota; Eurotiomycetes; Eurotiales; Aspergillaceae. The record is from RefSeq and is a predicted model, not a curated record. The coding region runs from base 91 to 546 and encodes 151 amino acids. Gene Ontology annotation, molecular function: glutathione transferase activity; glutathione peroxidase activity. The transcript has 3 exons. Gene Ontology annotation, cellular component: membrane; endoplasmic reticulum; nuclear envelope.